AUGCUUCACUCUCCACUGAAAACCGCUCUGGCAUAUGAGUGCUUCCAAGAUCAGGCCAAUUCAACUUUAGCUUUGCCUUCAGAUCACAAGUUAAAAACAAGAGGGACAGGAAAACAAAGGGUCCAGGAACAGGUGUUGAUGACCGUCAAGCGGCAGAAGCAAAAGUCCUCCCUUUCAUCAGCAUCAAAUGCGGCAGGUCACUCCAACCGAGGUUCGAUGUAUGAUGGUUUGUCUGAUGGCUAUAACUAUGGAACAGCUCGUGGUACCUACUAUGCCAAAGCCCACACAGGAACAAAUAACUGGGGCAAUACGAUGUACAAUGGAACACUCAAAAGAAAUGCAGCUGAGAACAAACGCUACAGUUCCUACAGCCAAAUGGACGGUUGGGGUAGCAAGCAUUAUAACAAGAUCUGUAGUCCUACACAUGCUGGCAGCGACUACUGCUUUGUGCAGAACAUGAAGAGUAGUCGGAGUGAGCCAGACCUCUACAAUGACCCUCAACGAAGCACACUAAGGAGAAAUCAGAGUGGAAGCCGGAUGAAUCACAAGGCCAGUCUACAUCGUAACAGCCUCUACAGCAAUACAUGCAACACCCAGGAAGGAAUUACAACCCUAACAAGGUCAAAUAAGAGAAUUCCAAUCCGCACCCCCUCUUGCACAUCUAACAAGCAAGAUGCAGUCUAUGCCCAGCCUGUAGCCAGCAAGCCUGAUGCAAUCUACGGACCAGGUCGCUCCAAAAUAUGUAAUGAUGAAGUGGAUUAUGGAGCAAUGACCAUCCAGAAAGCCAUUCAAUUCCUGUGUUCCUCAGAUGAGAAAAAUCAGGCCAUGGGUGCCUACUUCCUCCAGCAUACCUGUUUUCAAGAUGAAUCUGCCAAGCAAGAGGUUUACCGACUUGGAGGCAUUGCCAAGCUGAUUGAACUUCUGCGCAGUUCAGAUGAGAACGUGCAGCAGGCUUCAGCUGGGGCCCUUCGAAACUUAGUCUUCAGAAAUCCAACUAACAAAUUAGAAACCCGCAGGCAGAAUGGAAUUCGAGAGUGUGUGAAUCUCCUGAGGAGGACUGGGAACACCGAAAUACAGAAGCAGUUGACAGGAUUGCUCUGGAACCUUUCCUCCACUGAUGAACUGAAAGAAGAUCUGAUACACGAUGCUCUUCCAGUACUCACCGAUCGUGUUAUUGUACCUUUUUCUGGAUGGUGUGAUGGUAUUGGCAAUAGAACAAGAGAAAUUAUUGACCCAGAAGUUUUCUUCAAUGCCACUGGCUGUUUAAGGAACUUGAGUUCUGCAGAUGCUGGACGUCAAACCAUGAGAAACUACCCAGGAUUGAUUGACUCUGUGAUGACAUAUACCCAGAAUUGUGUGGCAGCUAACCAGCCAGAUGAUAAGUCUGUGGAGAACUGUAUCUGUAUUCUUCAUAAUUUGUCCUACCGCCUGGAUGCUGAAGUGCCGAAUAAAUACACUCAUCUUAACCACUUGGCCAGGAACACUCACACGGACAAAAGUUUGACAGGCUGCUUCAACAACAGAGGAAAGCUAGAGUAUGAUGAAUAUAAUCUACCACUUCCUGAAGAGGACUAUAAACCUAAAGGUUCCAGCUGGCUGUACCAUUCUGAUGCCAUCCGUACCUACCUGUCUUUAAUGGAAAAGAGCAAAAAGGAUGCCACCCUGGAAGCAUGCGCUGGAGCUCUGCAAAAUCUGACUGCAAGCAGAGGAAUGAUGUCGAAUGCAAUGAGCCAAAUAAUUGCCUUAAAGGAGAAAGGGCUGCCCCGCAUAGCACGGCUCCUGCAAUCCAACAAUGCAGAAGUUGUCCGAUCUGGAACAUCUUUACUGAGCAACAUGUCUCGACAUUCUAUUCUCCACAAAACCAUGGCUCACCAGGUGCUUCCAGAUGUGACUCGCCUUCUAGCCCUCCAGGCUCCAGGUUCUAGCAACUAUGGAGACAUAAUGACAUCAGCUUGCUAUGCCCUGAGGAACUUAAUCAUGUACAACCCACAGAUGGCCAAACCUUACUUGACUGGCAGUUUGAUAAAUAAUGUAGUAGGCCUGUGCCGAAAUGGAUCUUACCCCAAAGCAGCUGAAGCAGCUCGAAUGCUGCUAUCUGAUAUUUGGUCAAACAGGGAACUCCAAUCUGUACUAAAACAGCAAGGAUAUGAUAAGAACAUGAUGGGAUCUUUAACAGGAAGCACUCUCAGGACUUUGUCUUCCAGAUUCUAA
Messenger RNA from Thamnophis elegans (Western terrestrial garter snake), 2211 nucleotides. RefSeq names its product plakophilin 1 (gene PKP1). Gene Ontology annotation, molecular function: cadherin binding. Gene Ontology annotation, cellular component: plasma membrane; nucleus; cytoplasm. NCBI's taxonomy places the organism in Eukaryota, Metazoa, Chordata, Lepidosauria, Squamata, Natricidae. The record is from RefSeq and is a predicted model, not a curated record. The coding region runs from base 1 to 2211 and encodes 736 amino acids. Gene Ontology annotation, biological process: cell-cell junction assembly; cell-cell adhesion; intermediate filament bundle assembly. The transcript is spliced from 13 exons.